AUGCAGUUCCUCUACGCUCUUCUCCCCCUCAUCCCCAUCGCAGCCGCAAACGGCCGAAUCCGCUUCACCUCCUUCGACCACCCUGGCUGCGCAGGUUUCGAAGAGACCUACGACCUCAAUCCCGCACCAGUGAAGGGAAAUUUUCCAGGACCCCGCGGAUCUAUCAAUAUGAUAGUUACGUCUGCAGGAUGCCACCUUACGCUUUACACGGGCCCCAACCAGUCGUCGCCAAAUGGCGGUCCUAUUAGAUUCGACACUGGUGCUGCGGUUUGCUGGUCGAACGGGGGUGGGUUUGAGGAUUAUCUUAGUUUUGGGUAUUACUGCGAUUAG
This is a messenger RNA of Alternaria rosae, 330 nucleotides long. RefSeq lists its product as uncharacterized. The coding region runs from base 1 to 330 and encodes 109 amino acids. NCBI's taxonomy places the organism in Eukaryota, Fungi, Ascomycota, Dothideomycetes, Pleosporales, Pleosporaceae. The record is from RefSeq and is a predicted model, not a curated record. The transcript has 2 exons.